This is a messenger RNA of Trichoderma breve, 894 nucleotides long. RefSeq names its product pyridine nucleotide-disulfide oxidoreductase domain-containing protein. The transcript is spliced from 5 exons. NCBI's taxonomy places the organism in Eukaryota, Fungi, Ascomycota, Sordariomycetes, Hypocreales, Hypocreaceae. Gene Ontology annotation, molecular function: oxidoreductase activity. The record is from RefSeq and is a predicted model, not a curated record. Bases 1 to 894 code for a protein of 297 amino acids.
AUGCAUAGCAAGGUUGUCGUCAUUGGAUCUGGCCCCGCGGCCCAUACUGCUGCCAUCUAUCUGGCCAGAGCUGAGCUGAAGCCUGUCCUGUAUGAGGGCUUCAUGGCAAACGGCACCGCUGCCGGUGGCCAAUUGACGACGACGACCGAGAUUGAAAACUUUCCCGGUUUCCCCAAGGGCAUCAUGGGCCAGGAGCUGAUGGACAACAUGCGCGCCCAGUCCGAGCGCUUCGGCACCGAAAUCGUCACCGACACCGUCACCAAGCUCGACCUCUCCUCCCGCCCCUUCAAGUUCUCGACCGAGUUCAACCCCGACGAGACGCACACGGCCGACUCCGUCAUCAUCGCCACCGGCGCAUCGGCCCGCCGCCUCGACCUCCCCGGCGAGGACAAGUACUGGCAGAACGGCAUCUCCGCCUGCGCAGUCUGCGACGGCGCCGUGCCCAUCUUCCGCAACAAGCCUCUCUUCGUCAUCGGUGGUGGUGAUUCUGCCGCCGAGGAGGCUACUUUCCUCACAAAGUACGGCUCUCACGUCACUGUCCUGGUCACCGUGCGCUUCAACUCCGUCGCCACGGAGGUCAAGGGCGGCGACGACGGUCUCAUGAGCCACCUGGUCGUCAAGAACGUCGUCACCGGCGAGGAGGAGACGGUCGAGGCAAACGGCCUCUUCUACGCCGUCGGCCACGACCCCGCCACCGCCCUGGUCAAGGGCCAGGUCGACACCGACUCCGAGGGCUACAUCGUCACCAAGCCCGGCACCACCGAGACGAGCAUCCCCGGCGUCUUCGCUGCUGGUGACGUUCAGGACAAGCGGUACCGCCAGGCUAUUACCAGCGCCGGCACGGGCUGCAUGGCUGCUCUGGAGGCGGAGAAGUACAUCACCGAGAUGGAGUAA